Lotus japonicus is the source of this 1381-nucleotide messenger RNA. RefSeq names its product F-box/FBD/LRR-repeat protein At4g00160-like. The transcript has 3 exons. The record is from RefSeq and is a predicted model, not a curated record. Lineage: Eukaryota; Viridiplantae; Streptophyta; Magnoliopsida; Fabales; Fabaceae. Gene Ontology annotation, molecular function: protein binding. The coding region runs from base 160 to 1239 and encodes 359 amino acids.
GCCUCAUAGGGGAGGCCCCAAACCCAACUCCCCCCAUAGGUGGGGUGCCAAACUCAACUCCCCCUAACCCUGCCUUCCACUAGUCUCUACUCGUCGGAGGCUGUGUGGGUUUGUAAAAAUUGGGUCAGUGGCAGAUUUGGGUUCUGUGUAUUUGAAUCAAUGGCGGUUGACAGGAUUAGCAUGUUGCCAGAUGAACUCCUUUGUCACAUUCUCUCCUUUCUUCCAACUCCAAUGGCUGUAGUCACCAGCAUUCUUUCAAAGAGGUGGAAGCCACUGUGGCUCUCAGUGGUGUCCAAUCUCUUCUUUGAUGACCAAAGCUCCAAACCCUUUCACUGCUUCACAGACUUCAUAUAUGCAACCAUUCUCAACAGAGAUUUUCCUAUUACAACAUUUCGCCUCCAAUGUCGAGCUGGUUUGUACCUCUCUGAUUUUGACCUCAAGAUAUGGGUUAAUGCUGCAAUACGACGCGGGCUUGAGAAUCUCUACAUCCAGCUGUCCGGUGUUCGAUUGAGCUUGAGCAGCUGCAUUUUCUGCUGCAAUACUCUGGUUGUUCUCAACUUGGCGCGGUUAUUAUUGGAUCAAUUUUCCGUUGUUGAUCUUCCUUCACUCAAAACUCUGCAUUUGAACGAUGUCGGUUUUCCACAACCGCAGAAUCUUGUGGAUCUUCUUACUAGGUGUCCAAUUCUUGAGUAUAUGGGUCUGAGUGAUAUAUACUAUUGGGGUCUUGAGGAUGUUCCUAGUAAUAAGAACGGUGGAAGCUUAUCUAAGUUGGUCAGGGCAGAUAUACAUGAUGUUAGUUUCGAUAUUUUUGUAGGAUCUCUUGGCAUUGACAAGUACAUGAAUGACAUUCCCAUUUUUCCUAAUUUAACUCAUCUGGAGCUUACGCGGGAAUGGGAUAUGAGCUGGGAUAUGGUACUUGCAAUGCUCAAGCAGUGCCCUAUGCUUCAAAAUUUUGUCCUUGAUAUGCGGAAAAGUUUUGAUGAUUCUGAUGAUUUGGUUUGGACUUCCCCCUGUUUUGUUCCUGAAUGCCUUUCUUCACAGCUUAGAAAAUGUUCUAUUAUAAAUUGUGAAGGCACAGAAAGUGGGCUGUAUUUUGCAAAAUAUAUUAUGCAGAAUUCAAGAGUUUUACGGACAAUGACAAUUUGCACUCUGUGUUCCUCAGAGCUAAAGGUCGAAUUGCUGAAAGAAUUGUCCUCAUGCUCAAGGAGUUCUAUGAUUUGUCAACUUUCAUUUAAAUGAAAAUGAGUGACAGGCUCUAGUUAGUAGCUGCAAAUUGAUUCUAUAAUGUUAGAUUAUUGCAUUGGUACUUAGUUUAUCUACCUAUCUACCUAUUGUACAACUGCUGAUAUUUCGAAGGAAAUGGAACUUGUCUCUUGUUCAA